Penaeus indicus is the source of this 1776-nucleotide messenger RNA. RefSeq names its product deoxyribonuclease-2-alpha-like (gene DNaseII). The transcript is spliced from 8 exons. The record is from RefSeq and is a predicted model, not a curated record. Bases 20 to 1195 code for a protein of 391 amino acids. Gene Ontology annotation, molecular function: deoxyribonuclease II activity. Lineage: Eukaryota; Metazoa; Arthropoda; Malacostraca; Decapoda; Penaeidae. Gene Ontology annotation, biological process: apoptotic DNA fragmentation.
GUGUAAACAAGCGGCCAUCAUGAUGAACUGCUGGUCAAUUGGAGCCUUCCUCGUCCUGUUUCUGGGCUCCUUUUGCCUCUGGAACUGCCUCACGCGAGACGAACUGCUCGACUCGCCGGACUGGCACGGCUGCCGUGACCAGAAUGGAAAACCCGUGGAUGAGUUCGUUGUCUACAAGUUGCCAAAAGACAGAAACUCAGCCUUUGGUCCUCUGCGUGAAGGGUCAGCCUACAUGUAUCUUACGCCAGAAACUGCAGUCAGACUACAGAGUGGAGGAGUGUCCAGUGUGCUCAGUCAGUACAGUGAUUCAGCAAGUGGCUGGGUCCUUAGCAACAUCAGCAUCAACAAUGAACGUUCUAUGCUAGCUUGGACCCUAAGUCGGCUCUACAGUGAUCCUGAGCGACUGAAGAAUACAGCCUAUAUUAUGUACAAUGAUGAAUUUCCAAACAACACCAAAAGUUUCACCAAAGGGCACACCAAAGGAGUGGUGUUACUAACUGAACUAGGGGGCUUUUGGCUCAUUCACUCAGUGCCCAAGUACCCUCCUCCGCCAGAGGAUGGCUACUCGUACCCGUCUUCAGGGCAACAUUAUGGGCAGACCAUGUUGUGCAUCAGCUUACCUGCACAUCAGGCUAACAAUGUUGGUCAGCUGCUGUUUUACAACGAACCCUUCAUAUAUUCCUCUAACAUGCCCCGUGCCCUGGAGCAAAAAUUUGCCAUGCUGGACAGGGUCAUCCGUGGGGACCAACACCCUCAAGGACCACAGUGGUUUAGGAUAGUCAAUCUCAUUUCUCAGCGCGGAAAACGCUUUAUGGCAUUUGCAAAAUCCAGGAAAUAUAACGAUGACCUGUACAGUGGUUUAGUGGCACCAGUGUUGAAGACAAACAUAGCCGUGGAGACUUGGAGGAACGGCCCCCAUCCCCUCCCAUCCUCUUGUAAUGGUUCAUACAGGGUAAUGAAUGUCCAAAGUGUGUCAGCCAAGGCAGCUGCUACAAGCUUCUCAACUCACCAUGACCACAGCAAAUGGGCUGUGGCUACACAACCUGAUUCGUCUUAUGUUUGCAUUGGGGACAUCAACAGAAUGGAGACGCAAUUCCAUCGAGGGGGAGGGACAGUAUGCAUGUGGAGCCUUAGCAUCUGGCACAGAUUCCAUAGUCUGGUGCAGAGUGAGGAGGUUUGUCCCAUGACAGGGUGAGACGGGAGCCAGAGACGCAGAAGACCUGACACUGGAUUACAAUUCUGAUUUGUCUGGUACAAGGUUAUGUCUUGCUUUAUUCGUUAUUCCGAAUAGGGUUUACCCAAUGUGAAAAUUGUAAAUUAAUGGUAAUGCUUUUAUCUAUUUGUGGUUGAGCUGAAAAUGGUCUCUGGAAAUUAGAAUAUAAGUGAUAGGAUUUCUGUACCUUGAAUAAUAAGAAAAGGACACAGGAUGACUUGAUUAAUGUUUUUUUUAAUGAAUUGUUCUAAGUAAUGUUCUUUUUUUAUCAACUUUUUGCAGUAAUUUUACUCAGAAAAAGAAAUAGAUUGUUAGUUUAUGGAACUCACUGAUCAUAAAUGGAAGAAAGUCAGUCUUGCCAUUAAGCAUGAUAGCAAUAUUAUCCAGGUCUCAAAACACUUUUCUGCUCCUCUAUAUAUUCUCAAGAAAUGAUUUUUUUUACUGAUAUUCAGAGUGAAUUUUCUUAGAGUAAUGAACUGUACAAUAAAACACUGACCAUUGUGGCAUUGCUAAGAGGAAAGUUCAAAUUCAUAAUUGCAAAAUUUUAAGGUGAGAAAUAUUCU